Molecule: messenger RNA, 4958 nt
Organism: Spodoptera litura
Lineage: Eukaryota; Metazoa; Arthropoda; Insecta; Lepidoptera; Noctuidae
Source: RefSeq, a predicted model, not a curated record
AUGAUCAGCAAUAACCUGGCCAGUUACGAUUGCUCAAUGGAAGGAAGCAUUGACGUCGACGUUGAGGUAACACUGUUAGUAAUGGAGCGGUCACCGCGCAGCGCGGCCGUGCCUCGGACUAGAGCCAGCAUGGGCCAGUACCACACACUCAGGUCAUUCGUGGUUACCUUGGCAAUCACGAUAGUAAUAACCAAGUCACCAGUCAGUGGUUUCACCAUACCUCGGCAACAAAGUAUUUUGGAUUCCUUACCAGAUCUUGAAACUGGGGAGAGCGCGAAAUUAGAAGUAAGGUAUGAUUUGAAGAUCUCAAAUAAUAGUGACAGCAGUGAUGAAAGGAAGAUCAAUAAUUCAGAUUCGAGAGUAUUAGCAAUCAAUAUCCCAAAGAAUACAGAGAAAAAUGACACCUUGCAUAAAAAUAAUAAGGCAGUGCAAAUGAUUGUUAAUAAAACUGCCGAUAUGCAGAUAAAAAAUCCAGAAAAUAAUAAAUCCGAAAACCGAUCCGACCCACUGAAUACAAGUUCGGUAGAAGGAGCUAGUAAAUCUAUUACUACUUCUGCACCAAGCACGAGUCAGACAACGACAAGAGAACCUGAAAUUAGUCAAGUGAUAAUUAGUACUGCCACAACACAAACUUCACUUACUACUGAUUCUCAAAUUAGGACAUCUAUAAAGAGUUCGAAUACCACUGCUAAUGAUGGUAAAGUGCAAAAUGAAAACUAUACAAAAUCCAUAACUUAUCGAAAUAAUUCAAAUUCUGCUAAUAUUACCGAUGAUAAUAUUUCCAUUGAAAAAAAAGCUGCAGUCACUAUUAAUGAAACUAUCAACAAUAAUAAUACUAUUAAAAAAGAUAAUAAUAAUAUGAUCAACCGUGGCUCCAACAUAUUUAUUUUGAACGACACGGAAUUUAAAUCUGCCGCUGAACGUAAAGACCCACGCUCAAUAUUUGAUUUACAAAUUCUGGAUAGCAAAAACCAAAGCAAUAAUAAUGACGAAGAAGCUGAUCAAACUCAUACCAAAGAACAAAGUUCAAUAUCCACUACUGAUACAACAACUGAGACUCCUACGUAUUAUACUGAUUUAAAGACUGACGUUACAAAAGUCAAUAGCACAACAGAAGCGACCACAAAUACAGAUUAUUCAACAGCCAAAACUCUUACCUCAGAUUUUUAUACACUAUCAUUGCCACCUUGGAAAAAAUAUACUACGAUUGAUAGAAAACGUACAAGUACUGAAGAUACCACAAUAUCAACUAAAGAAAUGGCUGUAGCAGAAACUUCCCAAAUAAGUUUAGAUAAAGUCCUCAAUAAUACACUAAUACCAUCACUAGAACAAUUGAAAAAUGAUCUCUUAAACUCUCAAGAGUCGACAACAAGAAAAUUUGAAACCCCCAGUACUAUAGAAGCAACAAACAUAAACAAUGUACAAAAAUCUGAAACGCCUACACCAAAUAUGAUUGUUACAACGGAAAUUGGAAAUACGAAGUUAGAACUGGUGUCAAAAAGAGCAGGUUAUAAAGAUAAUCGAGAGACAACGAUGACACAGCAAGGUGAAGCCACCACCUCAGAGCUCCCAACAAGAGUUAGCAAAAACAACACUGAUAUGUUUAGUUCUAUGUAUGAAACAGAACCCAGCGAAGUUGAGGGGCCAGACACUAAGAAUGACACUGUGUAUGAGUCGCAAAGUCAAUUGGCGGAAGACGCGAUCAAAGAAGAGUUAUUAAAAGAAGAAAUGCUCAACGACAAUGAAGAGAAUGCUAAGCGGUACGUUUUACCCAAAGUCAAGGGUUCGAAAGAAGAUAGUGAAGGGUUUGUGACUGUACCUGAAACUGACACUGAAGAUAUGCUCAGCGUUAAACCUAUUGGACACGAAAAAAAGAAAAAUACAAUCUUAUAUACUGUUAACCCGAAUUAUAAACCACUUAAGAAGAUUGAUGUGCAACCGCCAAAGCUUUUCGUUCGCGAUCCUGAUGACAACAGUUGGAGAAACGAAAGUAUCAGCUCUUUAGGAAUCGUGUUCAAACCAAAGAAUGCAUCUAAAUCGUUUACACAAGUGUUAAAGAAUAAAACUGAAAUAGAGUUAGCGAAUAUGACUGACAAAGAUAACAAAGACAAUGUCCCAGAUUUAAGAGUAAGGUUAGAAAAGAUAGCAGAAGUAAGAAAAUCAAAGAAAAAGAUUAACAAGUUUGGAGAUACAGUAUACAGUGACUAUGAGGAGUCAGGGGAAAAUGUAAAUGUUUCUCUUAAAGAAGAGACAACUACACCAUCCUUUGAGGACUCCAUUCUAGACUUUACUCCUCCGCCUAUACCCAAAUCACUUACAACAGAGUUUGAUCUGUCUGUAAACGCGAUAUCAACAGACGGGUUUAAUCUUUUCAAAAAUGAGAUGAAGCCUUCCCUAACAACAAAUAAACCAAAGAAGUUCUACAACUUGGCAGAGUACUACGAUGCUACUGACGAGUAUGAUGCUGAUUAUGUAAAUCAACACAAAAUAGAUUUGAAGAAAUUUACUAAACCACUAACACCAAAAGAAAACCCUGUCACUCCCCCUACACAAGUAUUUCGUACUCAACCUAUGAGAGAAUAUCAACCUGAGAGAAAAGCUACGCUACAAUAUUUCCCACCUACGCAAAAAAAUACACAAAAAGUAAAUUUAAACGAUUAUGAUGCGGAUUUUAACAGAAAAGUAAAUUUGUAUACUAUGAAAGCGCCUCUUAAACAUUCUUCACCUACUUCCUUUGGCACAGCAUCUCCCCUUGGCACCGAUAAGUAUCUACCUGUGAAUAAAAUAACAAUGAAGCCCACCUACACACCAAUGUACCAAACUGAUAGCUUGGACAAGAACCUAUACUUGUCUACUCAACCACGCGUCCCAGAGCCCCCUAGUGGAUUCGUACCAAAUGAUGGAAAUUUUAACAGAGCUUCGUACGUAAUCAAACACUACCGAGACUUUAUCAACGAAGCGGCUAAAGACAGUGAAGACGAAAGAGGCGAGUAUCCGUACACAGAGCCUCCACUUCGCGGUGUCACCAUCAAUGACCUCGCAAAAAUGACCACCCCCAAGGAAAUCAAUCCGGGUGAUGAUGAUUACGAAUACGAUGUGAAAUUCCGUAAAGAUAUUAUGAACAGAUUUGUCGAUAACUUCAACCAGAACAGCGAGAGAUUCAGGGUGGACUUUCCGAUAUUAUACAACAGUAGUAUUGUACACAGACAAACACCAGAGAAUGGAAGAAUAGCUUCUUCGACUGCAUUCAUAAAGAGGUUGUAUGAAGUGAGCGGUCCCAGGGCAUCAAACUUCUUGUCACACAGAAAGCCGUGCGACCCGCACUGUGACCCUAACCUGACGGUGGAGUUGUCUCCUGCGUACGAGCUUCACUAUUAUGUCCCGGAACAAGAGGAGAAGGAAGAAAUAGAACAGAAACCUGCCACAGUACCAUAUCAGUACAGAUUAUGAAAUACACAUAGCGCGCUUGUUAGGAAAUAAUUUGAGUUACUUGAUGUAGUGCGAGAACGGUGACACUGCUAUGCCAUUCAAUGUAUUGGUGCUUAUCGUGACUUACCGACUGUCGAAUUAUCGCCAGUGUAUACUUAAAUAACACAUGUUUAUAUAGAAAAUUUAGUUACCACGUGUAAAAACUUGAGUGGUCAGUGUAACUGUGACUGAAUUGGGACAUUAGAUAACUUUAUUCAUCAAAAUGUAGGAAAGGUAAGCAGGUACUUACUUAACGCACUGUCGUGAUCUAGCCGGCGGGUAAAAAAUUGGUUCUCGGGUAAAACCUGAAAUAAAUUGUACAGGUGAUUUACUGAAACGGCUGUAAAUCAAGGCGUGAUUGUACUUUAAUAAAUUGCCUUUCAGUCAACUAUGCAUGUAGCUACUUUGAUAUGACAACAUGUUAUUUCUUCAUUUAGAUGUAUUAUUAUGACAAAUUGCCAAAGAUGUAUAUUUUAGAAUUUGAUUAUACACCUAAAUUUGUAUAGAGGUAGGAAAUUUGGUAACUAGGUCGGUGCGCCUGCCACAACUGUUAUGUGCAUUUCAUCAAGUUUUCAGGGGAAACAAUAAACUGUUUUUUAUACUUACACUGACUGAGGGACUUAGUAAUAAAUUAAAAAUGCAGUAAGAUGGCAAAAAAUAUUACGCAUGAACUGAGAUAAAACUGGAAAUUAUAACAUCUACUGUUCAUACCCAAUUUUUUUUUUCCAUUUUGAUGCACAUAUUAGAUUUGUCUUAGAAAAAAGUAAAAAUUUUACAGAAAAACUUUUGAUGUUCAAUCUGCCAAACUAUCCAUGUGAUGCUGCAACUUCUGUCAUGUGCGUUUUAUAUCACAUAACCCGUAACCAAUCGAACACAUAACUAAUUUGUCAUGGCCAGAAAGUGCACAUAUAGUUUUGUUAAAUGGAUUUCUAGAGGGAAAAACACAUAAUUGAUUUGUAAUCGAUGCGCAAUCCGAUUUGAAAGAACGCAAAGAAAACAAUCUAAAACUUUGUACAAUUCAGUUUUGGCAGGCGCACCGACGUUGUAAACGUUUAUUGUGAAUCUUAUUUCUUUUGUAUACCCAUUUGUUGAUGUAUUGAGACGAGGUUGCCAAGGUACCUAUUGUAAUAUAGCUAAUCAAUGAUGGUCCGUAUUACAUAGUAAGCUGUUGUGUAAAUAUUUAUAUUCAUAGACAAUGGAUCUAACUGCAGCGAGUAAACACUGCAUCUUGUAAGAUAUCGUUACUUUCUAUAUCGUGAGAUGAAUGAUUGAUCGAUAACGCACCAUUUAUCAUUCACCGACUCGUGUUUACGGACUUAUAGUUUCACAAUACAUAAGUACCGAUUCAUUACCACAGUUAUAGACAACAACAACUUGUAACAAAUUGACAAUUUGUUGUUUACUAAACUGUUCUUAGUAAACUCGAAUGCUGUUUAUAAAAUUUCGAAGGAAACGUUAUGAGUUUGUAACUUUGUGAUAAUAAAAUACAA